CUGCCGUCGGGGUCAAGACCCGAUGCCGCUGUUCGCAACAAUGGACCAGACGAUUUAGCACUCGAGAGGUUCAAAUUACGCGAGCUAGCUGAAGAAUUUCGCAUCAAUCUUCCAUUCCGGAGCACAUGUUUACACGACUUGGUCUGGCCGUGUCGCAUACGAGGAUUCAUCACUGCGUCUCAAACUGGCAUGGAUAAAGGAGCUUUUAUUAUCCAUCGUUGCCAUGGAGCGAGCACAGACAUCAACAUCGAAGCCACGCGAGCAGUGAUCAAGCUUAAGGCAACCAUCACACAGCGUGUUAAGGUAGAUGAUGUAGAGUUCGAUGUGGAAGCAGACUGUCGGUUCUGCUUUUACUUCGAAAAGGUUGAUGGAAAAUGGGGUGCCCGGCUUGUGAGGCAUUGGUAUGAGAAGGACAAGAUGAUCCUUAACCACCCCACCAAGGGCCUCCAGCUUGAAAUGGAUGAGGACAAGCUGAACAACUACCCUGCAGGGUAUAAGUAUCUCUCAUACUGGCAGGAAAUCACCAUGGGUGUCCGAGUACUAACGGACAUGCCCGGGCAUAGACGGCGUAUCGACACAUUGAAUCUCAAGAAGCAUGAUGAGCUGUAC
Clonostachys rhizophaga is the source of this 609-nucleotide messenger RNA. Lineage: Eukaryota; Fungi; Ascomycota; Sordariomycetes; Hypocreales; Bionectriaceae. The record is from the annotation of a GenBank genome assembly.